AGGUAAGAAAAUGACUCGCCCGUCAGCGGAGCAGGAGUUACGAGCCCUGUCCCUGUGAGACCUCCGGAAUUACGAGCAAAUGCCUGGAGAAGUCCAGUUGCACAGAGCAGCGCCCCAGCUCUUGUGAACCCCGGGCAUCGACGCCUCUCAGACUUGCUCCUCUGGCCCGAGCACUCUGCCAGCGUUUCCUACCCCACGAAUGGCUACUCAGAGGAAGCACUUGGUGAAAGAUUUCAAUCCUCAUAUCACCUGCUAUAUCUGUAAAGGCUAUCUCAUCAAGCCAACUACAGUAACUGAGUGCCUCCAUACCUUUUGUAAGACUUGUAUUGUUCAGCACUUUGAAGACAGUAAUGACUGUCCCAGGUGUGGCAACCAAGUGCAUGAGACCAAUCCACUAGAAAUGUUAAGGCUGGAUAACACCUUAGAGGAAAUUAUAUUUAAGCUGGUGCCUGGACUCCGAGAACAGGAACUGCAGCGAGAGAUCGAAUUUUGGAAGAAAAACAAACCUCAAGAAAAUGGUCAAGAUGAAAGCCCAAAAGCUGAUAAACCCAAAGUAGAUGAGGAGUGUGAUGAAAAUGAAGAAGAUAAAGACUAUCACAGGAGUGACCCACAGAUUGCUAUUUGCCUCGACUGUUUACGCAACAAUGGGCAGUCAGGAGAUAAUGUAGUCAAAGGUUUAAUGAAGAAAUUUAUCCGCUGUUCUACUCGAGUGACUGUGGGAACUAUCAAAAAGUUUCUCAGCUUAAAAUUAAAACUUCCAAGUUCUUAUGAGCUGGAUGUACUAUGCAAUGGAGAAAUCAUGGGGAAGGAUCAUACUAUGGAAUUCAUCUAUAUGACGAGAUGGAGACUAAGAGGCGAAAACUCUUACCCUAUGGUACUUCAGUAUCGACCUAGAAUUGACUUCGGUUAGACCAAAGGGCCAGAUCCCACUGAGAUGAAUCCUGCACUAUUUGUUUACCCAUCGACAGAUUGCACAAUGAAUGGAUGUGCCUGGAUUAGGGGGACACAACCAGAUUUUCAGCAUGCAAAUAAGGACAUUGUCUUUCUUAAAAUUGUCAGUUGCAUCUCUGUUGUUUCUAUUAGAGCAAGCCAAGUGCCAUUCUGCUACUGAAAUGUGCAUAAGAUAUUUGUGUAUCUUACGAGUGUGCUGCAAAUCAUAGCCAAAAUCAUGAAGUGUACAGUCAAGAUUCAAAAUCUAUGGAAUAUUUUUGCUUGCGUGUUAGAAAUUUUUUCUGGUCCUAAUAUUGAUUACACUAGCAAAAUGGCAAGAGUGCUCAUUCCAUGUGGUGUUGCAGUUUCACACACUUACUAUUUUACUGAAUAUUGUUGUUUAAAUCAUAGAGUACUGUACAAAGAACUAAGGAUUAUACCUUGAAAAUAUUUUGUAUAGAAAAUAUAUUUAGAAAAGUGGUGAUUGGGCCACUACCUUUUUCUUGAUAAGCUUCUCAUGGGUCCAGGUAUAGCUCACUCAUGAGUGUGCAACAGUCCUUUUGCAGUGAAUGAAGAUUAAUUACCUUUAACAAGAGAUGUAGAACAUGGUAAUUCAAACCAGUGAUUUUAAAUCUUCUAAAUAGAUUCUGCUAAUAUUGCUUAAAAGCGUCGCAGCCUUUGUGAUUGCACUUUCCUGUGGUUUCCCUAAAGAUUGGAAUUUGGGAUACUAGCUAUUUUUGGAAAAUGGCUUCUGGUCAGAUUACAUUUCUUCUAAUAAAGCCUCCAUAAAAAGG
Nipponia nippon (crested ibis) is the source of this 1724-nucleotide messenger RNA. The record is from RefSeq and is a predicted model, not a curated record. NCBI's taxonomy places the organism in Eukaryota, Metazoa, Chordata, Aves, Pelecaniformes, Threskiornithidae.